AUGACUCUUUCUACACAUCUAGAUGCAGAUUUUAUUGAAGAAGAAAUCGCUGGGCGGGACGGAGGAUCCCGGCAGGAUGUUGUGAACAAAUUUACGAAGAUGAACCAUGCGAAUCAGUCGAAAAGGAGCAGGCAGAGGAAAAAGGAGCACCCUGGGUCAAAAGUGGUGGAACGGUUGGCCGGAAUUGCCAAAAAAUAUCGAAUCCCAGAGCAGGAUAUGGAUCCAGAGUUGGCAUACGAGCUUGUGCACGACGAAUUGGCACUAGACGGCACCACAACGCUCAAUUUGGCAUCAUUCGUUAAUGUGCAUCUCGAUGAGUGGGCCCAAAAGUUGAUUGAUGAGAACUUGACGAAAAAUUUGGCCGACAACGACGAGUACCCGAUGAUGAUUGAGCUCCAGAACAGAUGCGUGUCAAUGUUGGCGGACCUGUGGCACGCGCCGAUCGACGCGUCGAAAUCCGACAGCGGCAGUCGCACCAGGGCCAUUGGAACUCCCUGCACCGGUUCAUCUGAGGCUAUCAUGCUUGGUGGGCUUGCAAUGAAGAAGAACUGGCAGCAAAGACGCCGAAGAGAGGGAAAGAGUACUGAACAUCCAAACAUUCUUAUGGCUUCUUGCUGCCAGGUGGCCUUGGAAAAGUUUGCACGUUACUUUGAUGUUGAAGCAAGGAUUGUCCCCGUGUCAAAGACCGAUUACCUCAUCAACUACGACGAGAUCAAGCCCCGAUUGGACGAAAACACGAUUGGCAUGUUUGUAAUCCUAGGCUCGACGUACACAGGUGGCUUUGAGAGUGUUGCACGGGUGUCUGAGAUCCUCGACUCCUUCCAAAAAGACACAACCAUCGAUAUUCCGAUCCACGUAGAUGGUGCAUCGGGCGGAAUUCUUGCUGCCAUCGCUUACCCGGAGCUCAAGUGGGAUUUCCGGCUCAACCGGGUCAAAUCCAUCAACACUUCAGGCCACAAAUUCGGUCUAACUGCAGUCGGACUCGGCUGGGUGAUCUUCCGCACCAAAGAGUGGCUCCCAGAGUCUCUCAAGUUCCAAUUACAGUAUCUAGGUGGCCUAGAGGAGUCCUUCAGCCUCAACUUCUCAAGGCCAGGCUGCCAGGUCAUCCAACAGUAUUACAACUUCUUGCGUUUGGGUCGGGCUGGCUACCGUGAGAUUUUCGACAACUGUCUCAUCAGUGCUCGUAUUCUCUCUCUCUUCCUUGAGGAAACAGGCUAUUUCCGGUGUGUUUCCAACGUCCAUCUUCCCCGGGGUGUGUCCAGCUCCAUACAAAGUUCAACAAGCUGCUCAGCAGCCUCAUCUUUUGGUAGUCUUGACCUCGAAAACCACGAAAAGUUCAACCCGGCCCUCCCGGUGGUCUCAUUCCAGUUCUCGGCCGAGUUCAGUAGGAAAUACCCGGAGAUCCCGCAGUCAACCGUCUCAAAGAUGCUUCGAAACAAGAAGUGGAUUGUACCAAACUACCCACUUCCAAAAACAAGCAUUCCUUUGCCCGGAGAGUCCCCAAAUGCCGAAAUUCCAGCACAAACAGGAAAAAUCGCAAACAACGAGAUCCUCCGGGUGGUCGUCAAGUACGAUCUACGCAACCAGUUGCUUGACAAGCUCAUGCACGACAUAGUGGAUGUCGUGGAGGUACUAGUGGGCUCAGUUGAGGCCAUGAGGGCCAAUGUCAGCGAAUACAAGACACACACCGAGGGUGCCCAGCAGCAGAUUGGAGAAAAAAUGGUUUAUGACAUGCUUCUCAGCCUUGCAAAGGAUGCGGAUCCUCGUCUUCUCAAGCAGAAGAAGGAGAUUACCGAGUCUCAUGACAAGCAUGGACACAUAUCGUUCCGGGGAACCUGUUGA
Molecule: messenger RNA, 1842 nt
Organism: Brettanomyces bruxellensis
Lineage: Eukaryota; Fungi; Ascomycota; Pichiomycetes; Pichiales; Pichiaceae
Exons: 1
Coding region: 1-1842 (613 amino acids)
Biological process (GO): L-glutamate catabolic process
Cellular component (GO): cytosol
Molecular function (GO): pyridoxal phosphate binding; glutamate decarboxylase activity
Source: RefSeq, a predicted model, not a curated record